Mercenaria mercenaria is the source of this 2879-nucleotide messenger RNA. RefSeq names its product protein CFAP276-like. Lineage: Eukaryota; Metazoa; Mollusca; Bivalvia; Venerida; Veneridae. The transcript is spliced from 4 exons. The coding region runs from base 69 to 581 and encodes 170 amino acids. The record is from RefSeq and is a predicted model, not a curated record.
AUCCUUUGCUGUUACUAUGGACUUUGUAAACAUCCGGUUUUGAGUGCAACACAUCACAACAGGCAAACAUGGCCGCAAAGCUCCAGUCGUCCAGGGAUCCCUACCCCUUUCCUCAAUUACAAAAUGAUCAAGACUUUUAUGGAUCAGGGACAAACCAGAAAUAUCCAUAUGCAGAGCCCACCCAUUUAGCACAGAGACAAGAUCCCUGGAAUAGACUGAAUACAAAAUGUACUUUAGCUUCAUCUCGAAGAGAAAUUUACCACAGUGAUCCCCAGGCACCAAAUGAUAGCUUGGAUUUUGUCCUCAAAUCACAGUAUAAUCACCAUGAUAAAUUUCUAAAGGCUAAACAUGAGACUCUGUAUCAACCUGAAACAUACACUGAUGACCAUGGGAGGGUUCUAAAGAACAGAGAGAAGGAAGUAGUUGUUGUUCCACCAAAAAUGAACCAUCCUUUAGAAGUCUCUUCUCAAAAGAAAAAGGAAAGCAUUCAUAGUAUCAAAAAUGCAAUUGAGUCUCACCACACACAGACAACAAACCGUGGCUACUCCAGAAAACCUGACGGCGGAUUUUUCUCAUCAUAAUUUCGUUGUUCAGUGUGUAAAUGGUUUCCACAGGUUACUUCUGUAUCCUGAUUCCGGAGUGUAACUGUUGAAUUCCAUUCUAGCUUACCUCAAACAUGUGAUACUUUACUCCAUCAACUCGAAUAACGAUGUCCGCACCAUUUUCAGGAAAAUAUUCGUGUAUUACUCUUGUCAAAGAUAAACAGUAAAACUGAAAAAGCAAUUAUUUUAAAUUUUAUGAAAGUUUUUUGUUUUUAUUCGUAUUGAACUAUAUAGCACAAUAUAUGGAUAAAUUAUUGUUUUGUUGAAAGCAGUCAUAUAUAUACUAUUUAUUGUUUUCAUAAAUUAUACUAGAAAUUUAUAUACAAAUCUAUAUGUUUAAUAUUAAGAAUUACUUCUUUUACUGAUGUCAGAUGCAAAGAAAUGGAGAUAUGAUACCAUUUUGCCAAGUUGUGUCACUUAGUUUUUAAGAUUUCUUAGUUAAAGAGAGAUAACUCUGAUUUAAAAUUGUAACUAUCCAAGCCCUUUGCAAGAUGAACAGAGUCUGAAAAUAUGAAGUUGUUUUCACACUCCUAAAAUGAAUUGCUAGUACUUUAAAUCUUAUCUCUAUUUGUUUUCUAAAAAUAUGUUGUAUCUGUAAAUGGAUUCAUGCAAAACAUAAUAAUAGGAAAGACUAUGUAUACAUUUUUAAGCUUUUUCCACUAUAUGAUUAAUUUCAUAGAAAGUUUUUUGCUAUAAAUAUUUUACAGCCAGAGUAUAUAUAUUAUUUAGGUAUUUUUAACACCAGUAUUAUAACAUACAAUAUGCAUCAAAAUUUCCUGCCAGUAUUAGCUUUCGUUGAUGAAAACGUAUCUUCAGUAUAUCAAAGUGUUUAAUUAAGAAAAUGUGUUAAUAUGUUUCAUAUAUUUCUAAAGUAGUUUUAGUUAAAUACUAUAGUUUUCAUCUCGUAUAUUUUACUAGUUACUACUGACUUUUUGUAUGAAGGACUAUAUCUUAUAACGUCAAAUUAAGCUUAAAAUUUGAUACAGAUAAACAUGUUUAUUAUUGUUGGCAACUUAAAUUAUUUCUUAAACAUCAAUUGACUUGUGCAAGAUCAAGCUGUAUUAUUGUGCAUGUGAAAUCCUGCACAAGAAUUAUGGGAACAGAAACCCACUGGAUCCGAGACCAGCACUGCGAAGGGAGAGGAGUUUGCUUCAGGAACAAAUUUUGUAAAUGCAUCUUGUAACAUGUAUAGCACACAGUAUUGUUAACAAUUGUUGUUUGAAUAGCCAUUAAUAUCUUUAUUAACAGCAUGAUUUUAGCAAUUUUAUUUUCAGUGCAUGAAAAAUAUGAUUAGCUAGUUUGAACAUUAGCUUUGUAUAUGAAUUGGUGACUGUUUUAAUGAGGUAUUAUCAAGUACAUAUCAUGUAUGCAGAUAUAGGCUAUUAUUACUAGAUGGUGAAGGAAGUCCCUACUAACUGCAUGCUGCCCCAUUCCCUUUGAUGUUGUAAUGCGCGUGUUGUAAUUGUUGUGUCUAACAGCUGGUGGAGGGUUGUAGAGAGAUUAUAUGUUGUUGGGUGUUGUUUUACUAACUGCAUGCUGCCUCCUAUGUUUUGUUUUAGAUGCUUUCAUCCAGCACAGUUGCUAACUGCCCCAGAGCUAGUGCUAACUAUUUGCAUUUUUUAUUUAUUUCAGUGUUGUAAGUAGUUGAAUAGUAUACGUAUAUGUGUUUUAGAUGUGAAAUAUUAGUUAUAGCUUUUAUGUUGCUUCAUACUAACAAGCAGAAAAGACGCUUGCCAGAAAAAAAUUGAUUUCAAGUGGCAAACAGCUGACAGCGUUUUUUCUGUGCACGCAUAUAGCUGAGUUUAUUUGCACGUGCUAUACAUACCUGUUACCUGGAUGUUUCCAUCAUGCAUUUCACUUUCAUUCCCAGAGAGCCCUCACCUUGCUGGCACCAAUGGCGGCUACUCCAGAAAACACGACGGCGGAUUUUACUGCACAUAGAUACACCAGUCAGAAUAUCAUGAUGACUUUGAUUUUUUUUUAUAAAGCAUAAAAUUUUUUAACAAGCCACUUAAGUAUUUUUUAUUAUUUUCAUGUACAAGAUUUAGUAUUUCACUUUUAAUCAAAAUAAUUUUUAAAACUUGUCUUACUUUUGUAUGAUAUACAAACCUUGUCAGCAUUAUUUUAAAGAUUCAUGGUUUUACACUGCUUAUAUUUCUGUGAUCUUUUGCAUGUGAUAUUUAACCAAAAUGUUUUAUCAGUCUGUACAAAAGUUUAAAAUUUUCACCAUAUCUUAUUGUCUAUCAUGAAAAAUAAAUUUAUAUUUUUUGUUUGUAA